GACAUCAUAGCCGGUUUAACGCUGGCACUCACCGUCAUUCCGCAAUCUAUGGCCUAUGCCAAAAUUGCUGAGUUGCCGACGCAAUACGGCCUGUACACCUCCUUCGUAUGCUAUUUUGUGUACUGCUUGCUGGGGACAGCACGUGACGUCAACCUUGGUCCGACAGCUGUCCUGUCGCUGCUGACAGCUGAGUUCACUCACCAAAUUCCACAACUGGCCUCCCUGCUGGCGCUGGUCUGCGGCGUCGUCCAGCUGAUCAUGGGACUGCUUAACAUCGGUUUCGUCAUGGAGUUCAUCUCCCACACCAUCAUCAACAGUUUCACCACUGCCGCCGCGUUAGCUAUAAUGUUCAGUCAGAUAAAGAAAUGGCUGGGAUUGAAAAACGUACCAAGAGAGUUUAUUAAGCAGUUGUAUUGGACGGUUAUGAAGAUUCCCGAAGCACAAUGGUACGACUGCUCACUUGGUUUCGUCUGCAUGGUCUUCCUUUACCUUCUCAAGGCUAGCAUGCAUAUUUAUCCGUUAAUCAAAUCAUUAAUAAUAAAUAAUAUAAUAAUAAUAAUAAUGUUAAUAAUAAUCCUACCUACCUUAGCUCGAAACGCGCUGACAAUAUCUAUCGCCUCAAGUCUGGCGGCCAUUUUGUUGAGAUAUGACCUACAGCCAUUCACCUUGACGGGCAACAUAACAUCGGGUAUUCCGACUUUUGGACCCCCUUCGUUCGCCGUGCACAUCCCUGAAACGAACACCACCCUGACUGUCUCUGAGACAUUCCAGAAAUUAGGGAUAGGGUCUGUCAUAACACCGCUGGUUGGUCUUAUUGAAAUCGUCGCAAUUGGGAAAGCAUUUGCAAAGAAGAACAAGUAUAGGAUAGAUUCAAAUCAGGAGUUCCUGGCCUCAGGAACGGCCAAUUUGAUUGGCUCCUUUGUACAGGCCUAUCCGGUUACUGGCAGUUUCUCGAGGAGUGCAGUUGCUUCCCAAAGUGGAAUAAGAACUCCCGCUGCUAACGUCAUUACCGGCAUCCUAGUCCUACUAUCUCUUCAAUUUUUAACCCCAAUGUUCUAUUACAUCCCUACUUCCGGUCUGGCGGCGGUCAUCAUCAUGGCCGUCCUUGACCUCAUCGACUUUUCACUAAUCAAGCAACUCUGGAUUAUCAACAGUCAGUGUUUGACAUUGUGUGUGUGCGUGUGUCGUGUAUGUUACGGCAUCCUCAUAGGUGUCGCCGUCUCCCUACUCUUUCUACUGUACCCUUGGGCUAAACCUAAAAUUGAGGUU
Molecule: messenger RNA, 1269 nt
Organism: Helobdella robusta
Lineage: Eukaryota; Metazoa; Annelida; Clitellata; Rhynchobdellida; Glossiphoniidae
Exons: 12
Biological process (GO): transmembrane transport
Cellular component (GO): membrane
Molecular function (GO): sulfate transmembrane transporter activity
Source: RefSeq, a predicted model, not a curated record